Messenger RNA from Acanthocheilonema viteae, 780 nucleotides. The record is from the annotation of a GenBank genome assembly. Lineage: Eukaryota; Metazoa; Nematoda; Chromadorea; Rhabditida; Onchocercidae.
AUGAUAAUUUAUCCAAUCCUACCCAAUUUCUUGAAAAAAACUUGGGAUCAUCCUGCUGGUCCUAAAACUGUAUUUUUUUGGGGACCAACAAUAAAAUGGGGUCUAGUGCUGGCUGGUUUGGCUGAUCUGAUGCGACCAGCAGAAAAACUUAGCUUUUUUCAGAAUGUCGCGCUUUUUUUUACGGGCGCCAUCUGGACACGUUACAGUUUUGCCAUCACACCUAUCAAUUACAAUCUAGCAAGCGUCAACUUAUUUCUGUGUGGAACGGCGCUUUUUCAGUUAGCUAGACUAGGCUAUUACGAGUUUAUGCAAAGAACAAGAAUUCGCUUAGAAGAAGAAGCUAAAAGAAAGAACGAACAGAAAUUGCAGAAACGUUUUCUGAAAAAAGAUGAGAAGAAAUUGUCAGAAGAGCCAGAAGAAGUAACAGAACGAACCGUGAAGUCCGAAAAUAGAUAUGAUUUAUUGGAAAAUCUUUCAUUUGGACGGAUGUCUUUUAAAGGUUUCAAUCCCGAAGUUGAGAAGCUUAUGAAAUAUUAUAAGGAUAUAAAAGACGGCAACGUGCUUAACGAAGUAGACUUUGAUAAUGGACAGGAUGUCACGGAUUAUGAAUUAGCAACAUCAGUAUUUGGCGCAAAAACAAAAAGAGACGGAAAAUGUCAGAAGAUGCAUGAGAUGGAUGAAAGGAAUUUAGUUGAUGAAAUUAACGAACAACCAGCAAAGAAACGGCGAAACGAUGGGCGUCAACUCCUAUCAGGAAUCCAAAAAAAGCAACAUUUGUGA